Closterium sp. Naga37s-1 is the source of this 1613-nucleotide messenger RNA. Lineage: Eukaryota; Viridiplantae; Streptophyta; Zygnematophyceae; Desmidiales; Closteriaceae. The record is from the annotation of a GenBank genome assembly.
CCCUUCGAGCCGAACGCCAAGGUGGCGGCGGCGUCGGUGCUGAGCGUGGUGGGCGCCGCGCUGGCGAACGCGGGCGGCGUUGGCGGCGGGGGGCUGUUCGUACCGCUGUUCAAUCUGCUGCUGGGCUACGACGCCAAAACGUCCACCGCGCUCUCGAAAUCAAUGAUUAUGGGCGGCGCCAUAGCGAGCGCGUGUUUCAAUGCGGGUCUGCGGCACCCCACCAACAACCACCGCUCUCUCAUCGACUUCUCGAUCGCGCGGCUGAUGCAGCCGAUGUUGCUGCUGGGCAUCAGCAUUGGCGUCAUGUGCAACGUCGUCUUCCCGCCAUGGCUCAUCACCGUCAUGCUCUGCGUCCUCCUCUCCUUCAUGACGUACAAGACCCUGGGCAAGGGCAUUGCCACGUGGAGGAAGGAGUCGCGCGUCAAUUCGGCGCUCUCCCGAACAUCAUCCGUGUCAUCCCAUACCUCCCGCCGCCCAACCACACCUGGUACGCCCCGCACGCGCCACUCCCCGCACGCCCCACUCCUCGCACUCUCUCAUUUGCACAACCCACCAAUUUUUUUUCACCUCCUCACCUCCACGAGGCCUCCUUUCUCCCGCAUGCAUCCCACUCCCCCUUCCCUUCCUCUCCAACCCUUGCCUUACUCCCCUCAGGCUACCGCGGCCCUCACACAACAGCAGCAGCAGCAGGGGGAGGCAGGUCGGAGCAGCAGUACAGGAGCAACAGGCACAGCAGAGGCGACGCAUCGCCCUUCUCGACUCUCCCCAACGGCCACUCGCACUCAUCAACUCUCUACAAUCCCCCACACUCCCACCACCACCACCACCACCACGAGGCCGCGUCUCUCAAGCCCACCAUGUCACUCGACUCAGCCUUUGCUACCCGCUCCUUUGCUGCCGCCCCUCCACCGUCCGCGCUGCUGUCCCACGCGUCCCUGCACUCGUACACGAGCCUGGACUCGGAGACUGCGUUGACCGUGCAUGACUUGGUUGACCCCACCAGCCUGCCAGCUCCCGUCGAGGAAGAGGAGGGGCGGGGGGUGCAUGCGGUGGGGGAAAAGGGGCGAGAGGGGCAGCACGGGGGAGAUAGCUGUGGGGAGGGGCGAGAGGGAGAUGUGCCAGGAGGAGGAGGAGGCGCGGAUGCUGCGGCAGAUGCGGUGGAGGAUGGGCGGGCAGGGGCGGGCUGUGCUGGAGCCGGUGGGGACGGCAUUAUUGAUGGUGGUGGUGGUGCUGCUGCUGCUGCUGCUGCUUCGGGUGUUGCUGCUGGUGGUGGUGAGGAUGAUGAGUUACGGAAGCCGCUGCUGGGCCGAUUGAGGGUGAACGAAGAUGGCGAGAGGCAAGCUGCCACGCCCCGCUCCCAAGUACGAUCCCAUGCCACAUUCUCUCCCCUCGCUUCCUCUUGCAAUCCUUCCCCCCUUCUCCCUGUGCUCUCGUUCUCUCCGCUCGUAUUCACCCCCUCUCCCGUUCACCCUCCCUCCCGGUCACCUUCCUUCUCGUGCCUUCUGCCUACGAUAUACACGAGACUUACAGCGUCGCUCCCCCCAUGUCUCUCCCGCAGUGCCAAGCGCAAGCACCGCCAGCAGCAGCAGCGGGGGGCCGGCGGCGGUGGCUAA